AUGCCACAGAAAUUAAAUGUUGACUCUAAUCGUGCACUUAAUUUAACAAUUUUAUCAAAUAAUAAUUGUGACCGUUAUUGUGAUAACAUAUUGGGUCAUUCAAAAGUUGAACAUAAAUUUAAAUGUGGUUCAUCAUCAGAUCGGCGUGUAUGGGCUAUAUAUGAUUUAAAUGAAGCAUGCCCGAUAAGUUCUGUUUAUAUAAAAGAAUUAAAAAAAUGCAUAUCUUCAGAGAUAACAAUAGUGGAUUUUUGUGAACCACCAUCAGUUAAAUAUGUUUACGAUGGAAAUGUAACAUGGAAUGUCUUUCUAAAAAUAAUUGAAAAGUUAAACUUAACUAAAUCCAUGGUUUCAAUUGAUUUUAAUAAUGAUGUUACUAUUGAUCCUUCAUGGAAAUGCUCAACAACAACAACAAGCAUUAAUUCAAUAAAUUUAUAUCUUCCUGGGGCAGAUUAUUCUAACAUGAAUUUUAGCACAAAUUAUGCAUUAGAUAACGGUUGUUUACGUGUUGUUUCAUAUUUUUCUUAUUUAGAUAGAUUGUCAUAUAGGUUAUGCGUAGAAAAUCCAACAAAUAAGAAUUCAUUAUCAUAUGAUGCUAGAUUUUAUCCAACUUAUAUAUAUAAUAUAGAUCCAAUGUUAACUACUUGUCCACAUAAUUGGCUUGAUUUAAACAAACAUUGUUACCAGAUAUCGAGUGAACCUAAAACAAUUCAAGAAGCAAGAAAUAGUUGUAUUACUAUAUCAAAGACUGAGGAAACGAUAAAGGAUGUAGAGAUUAUAUACAGCGACAGUGAUGAUAAUGAUAAGAAUGAAAUGCAUAACAACAUCAAGGAUUAUUUCUAUGAUUUGCAUAAAGGUGAAAUCAUUCAAUAUACGUCACCAUGGCAAAUGCGCCUUGGCUUUUAUCUUCUUGAUACAAAUCUAUCAAAAACUGAAUCAACAUUUCACCAACUUAGUUCAUUUAGUACAGAUGAACCAUCCCUAGUAUCCAAUGUUAAUUUCAAUCAUUCGUCUAUACAUGAAUUUCAAAUGAUUAAUCCAACACAAGCUAAUAAAUCAACUAUAAUAGAUGAUUCAUGUAUAGUUGUCACACGUUUCCUAGUCAACAGAAAUGAAAUUUCUAUUUUAAAAAAGAUUCAAGUCACUAAUUGUUCGAAACCAAGACAUUUUUUAUGUAAAACAAAAUCUAUUUUUCUCUACUCUCAGCAACGUUGUUUAUCCAAACCAUUAAUACUUGGUUUACCCACAAUAAUAUCAAAUCAUUUAACACAUGAAUUAUGUUUAUCUGUUUGUAAAAAAUUACACACAGCAUUAACUGUUAUUUAUAUCAAUAAAUGUUAUUGCCUCAAUAGUGUCGUUUCACGGGCGUUUGUUAUUGAACCACAUUAUGAAAAAUAUGAAAAAAAAGAUUGUGGAAAUCCUUGUCCAGGUAGUCAACAUGAACUUUGUGGUAAUGAAGAUACAAUCGUUGUCUUUGAAGAUCCUAAUAGCAUAUUCCAGUUCAACGAUGACGAUAUUGAUAGUCUGACUACACCCAGUUUUUAUUUCGUUUAUGAUAGUUGUAUAUAUUUGCAUUCUGUGAAUCAAUCAACGAUGUAUGAAUUCGAGUUAACUCGUAUAAAUGAUAUUCAUCCUCGUUAUUGUUUAGAAUUAUGUACAAAUUAUCGACAAAAAUAUGCUCUUCUUAAUUCAAACAAAUGCUUAUGUACAAAUAUUCCAUUGAAAAAGAAACAAAAUAAUGCAUUUGAAUCUUCAGAUUUAAAUUGUACUCAAGAAUGUUCAGGUAAUUAUUUAUAUACAUGUGGAAAUUCAGAAAAUUCAUCGAUAUAUUCGAUGUACGUCAUGAAAACAAACUGUCCUGUUGAUAAACAAAGAUGUGCACAUACUAAUGUUUCAAUAAAGAAAAAUUCUUUUUCAAGUGCACAAUCUUAUUGUAAAUCGAUUGGUGGUAUGGUUGCAAAAAUAAAUGAUAUUUUGGAAAUUCAAGAUAUAUUACCCAAAUCAAUGUUCACUAGCGAUGUCUUCGACACAUUUUCCUUUGGUUUUCGUUCACGUAUGUUUAAUGAUACAAAAUUUUUUUGGAUUGAUCGUACAUCUGAUAUUACAAAUGACAAUAAAACAUCAGAUCGUUCUAUUGGAAGAUGUUCAAAAACAUCACAAGUAAUUGAUCCACAUUGUAUUCUUCUUCGUUACGAAAAAAUUAUAAUUCAUGAUACAAUGACUUACGAAUGGUGUUUUACUGAAUCAAAUGAAUGCUCAUCAAUAUCUGCUAUACCAGUUUGUGUAGAUCAAGAUCUAGAUUUUAAUUCGAUAGUUAUUCCUCGAACUACAGGUGACGAUUCGUCGAUUGUAUCCAUUAAUAUAUCAUCAGAUUAUUCAUGUGGUGAUGAUGAAGAGUAUCAUUUGAUGGAUGACUAUUGCUAUAAAGUAGAUCUUCACGAAACGACAUGGCAGGAUGCAAAAGCAAAAUGUGAACGUGAUAAUGCUACUUUAUUUAUACCUGAAAGAAUGACGACAUUGACUUUAAUAAAAUCGUUAUUUUUACGUCAAUAUAGUUACACAUCAUCUGGUGUUGCACAUGUUGGUGCUUUUUAUGAUAAUCGAAAUCUUACUAUAAUACAAUAUAAUACAACUGAUAGAAGUACUUUACCAAGUGUAUCGGAUUUCAAUUCUCUUUAUACUUUAUGUGAAUUAACAUUUCGGCAACGUUAUGAAAGAUUAAUGUCAUCGCCAACUAUAUCAGAAAUGGAAAAAAAACAAUUAAUAACUCAACAGACUGGUUGUGCAUAUGUUGAUUUUCGAUCUGACUACACAUUAUCGAUUUUAUGCGAUGAAAUACCUUGUAAUCGGCUAGCAUCUAUGAUAUGUCAAAAAUUACCGAUUCGAAAAAUGCGUGCGAUUAUAGCCAAACGGUUAGUUGUUCAUAGGAUAUAGACAAAGUAUAAUUAGAUUUCUCUUUGGAAACUAUAAAAUUUAUUUUGAUAGGUCUUAAAUCCUCAAAAAAAAGGAAUCGUUCUUGAUUGAUGUGUGCACUUAUUUGAAGUAUAUAUAUUGUGUGAUGUUGGAGUCAGUUGGUAGGUCGGCAAAUAUUUAUUAAUACAAUCAAUACGUCUUUUGUAAAGGAGAGACGGAUGGGUUAAGCCUUUUCCGCAAGUCGUACGGUAAUUGAGAGAAUUUGUUGAUGCAAUCUCGGAUAGUGGUCUCAAAGAUACCUAAUACUUCUUUCCGUUUUUCCAUUAUUCGAUUUGACAGGCUGUGUACUCUACCACGCGAACUCUUCAUGCCGUUGCGCCUUAAUCCUACUCUAGUUAAAUAACUAUAAAAGUGAUGAAUGCUAAAGUUAUUCCAUCAGUUAUUGGACUUGUUUGGACAUAUCGAAUUACUUUUUCGAUCUUGAUAACAUGUUUUCUAUUUAUUUAUAGUGAUUAUACUAACUUCCCAAUGAAUGAUAAAUCAAGUUUUCAAAAAUCUACAAAAUCUGUGAGAAGACAUUUUACAGCAAUUUUCUUCAUUUGCACAAUCAUAGUUGUUCUCUUAUUUCUUGGAUUUACAUAUAUAUUAUACAAUCGUUAUGCAAUGCGAAGGAAUAAUAAUAGACUUCACACAGGAAGACGAAAUAAUGAUCGCGUUUAUUCUCAAUUAUCAACCGGAAAUGAAUUUGAUUUAAAUUAGAACUAUUAAUUUGAUUAUUUUUUUCAUUUAAAAUGAAGACUUUUCGAUUGAUUUUUUUUCCUUUGAACUUGUGAACACUUCAAAUAUCUUAUUUGAUCUACUGUUGCAUGUGUCAUGUUAUUCUGCUUAAUAUUAAUAAUAAAAAAAAGAAUGACAGACAAAUUACGAAAGAAAAACCAAUGAUUAUAAGAAGAAAAACAAAGGAUAAUGACUUUCUUGUAAAAACAACUUUUCUUUCGCUGGCGAUAAUUCAUAGUAAUUACAAAACAUUUGGAUACUCUUCCUGAAAACGUACGUUUUUAUGUUAUCAGUUACCAUGCAUGAACUACGAUAUUCGAAUUUGAAGGGUAUGUGUAAUGCAUGUCAGAUGCCCAAUAUUAAUAGUUCUCUCAUUAGAAUUUAUUUGUGUCUUGCGAUGAUGGGGUAAACUCGUUGAGUUGUAUAAGAAACUAUGCUUUUCCACAUUAAAAACGAAAAUAUUAAACAAGAAUUCUUGAAACUAUAACUGUCAAAGAUAGACAAAAAAGGGUGAGCAUGAGUUGAUUUGAGCGUGAGUGGAUGUAGGUGUCAUUGAAGGAUGGAUCGUAACCCGCAUUCAUCCUCACCAAUCUCACACUCACGCUCCGGCUCAACCCAUCCAUACCCCACAUCCUCUUACUGAUAUAAAAAGAUGAAGAGAACAACGUGUGGCUACGAACACAAAAAUGGAUGUUUAACGAAAACAGGUAUGACUUCAAGGAAUUUUUCUUUCUGUAUCAAAGUCGGAAACAUGUACUUAGAAAUAUGUAAAAGCAUGUAAGCUUUUCUCUAAUAUACAUUCGAGUCGAGUCAGAGAACAUCGGAUGUGGGCACUUAUUUGGCAGGGUCUUUUAUUUGAAUAAAAUUAUUAUUGAAAUAAUGACAUACACUAUUGGAAAGGGACAAAUCAUAGCCGAAGGAAAGAAUUCCGUUUCCGAAGACGCACACUGUUGCUCGCAUAUUUGAGUGGAAAACAGACAGACUUAUUGCAACAGCUGUCCAGUAUGCAUAUCGCUUCUGGAUCAUCACAUGUUCGAUUAAGAUUGCAAUCGCUAAGUGUGUUGCAAGGCGCAUUUGUACCAAAAACGCAUCCUUUGUCGUUCUCUAGUGAAUAGCACACACAACCCUCUCUACUUAAGCAUGGAGUGAAAGUUGAACAUAUUAUCACUGAACAAUCUUCAACCAAUUCAAUCGUUGGUGCGGAUGUCAUUACCCCUGGAUCUAGAACAAGUGAAAUCAAUUAUCGUAGAAUAGUAGACAGUGAUUGUAAAAUUCUGCAAGAAGCUCUAAUCAAAGUUAUAUUAUUCCAAUGAAAGCUCCCUAAAAGAAGAAUUUGAGGAGAACCUCUUAAAAAUGAGCUGAUAAAUGUGUUCUGAGCCCAAAACAACUUUUAGCUAAUUCGGCUCACUGAUUGUUUGAUUUCAAAUUGAGUUCUUUCAUUAAUUUUAACGAUUUGACUAUUUUUUAUUGUCAAAAACAAAAAUGAUGCUCUAUUUUAGUCAUUGCUUUUUGGAUGUGUUUUGACGUCAGCUUUUACAUGCAGAAUAUGAAGAUAAAGAUAUUUUCAGCAAUGUUCGACAUCAGUCAAAAUUUUGUGAUGCGAUUCGAUUCGAGUCACACUCCGGUGUCGACUUUUUUCUUUUUCUUUUGAAAAAAUAAAUUUCUUAAUUCUUUUUUCGGCCUUUGAUUUCAUAAUUGGAAACAAUGGAUAUACAUAUUUGACCUCUUUUCGUCCUUGAUAGUUCGUCGAUAUUCCGCAUUUGAAAUGACAUGAUUAUGUGAUAGAAUUUUUUUGUUUGUCUUUUGUUUUUUAUGUAUAUAAACUGCCACCCCUAAAUCACUAUUUAACAGACACUGCACUCACUAUGCAUCGCUGUUCGAUGUCAAUAAGGAGAACUCAGUGGAAUAAAAGAAAAGAGUGUGCGACACAUCAUUUCUAGCCAUACUAAGCUUUUCCACGCUCUCUGAUACAACUUUUUAAUCAUAGAGAACCAUUUACUGUUGUUACAACUAGUCAAGCAAUCGUCGGAAACUUAGGUACUCUACUCUCGAAAAAACCUAGACUCAUUUCUUGAUGAGCUCAAGAAUGAAUCAAAUAAAACAUGUAAAACUUUAGGCGAUCUAUGCGAUGAAAUGCACGAACGUCAUGACGAGUCUUGAAAGAAAAUUGAAGAUAUUUAGAAGAAAGUUCAAGGACUAGAAAAUAAAUUAGAAGGUCAUAUGUCCAGCGUUAAUCAUGUUAUAACUAAUAUUUGCUUUAUCGUAGCCAGUAAUGUUAAUUUAGUUCCUUGAAACAAGAACUGCGUUGCGUCUAAAGUUCAAAAAUUCAAGACAUGCCUGGUCUUAUCUAAAAGAGUGUAGCUACUCGUUAUCUUGUUUAUACACCUGCUCGAAAAAUGAUAGAUUAUAAUUUUCUUGUUUUUACAAAAACUAUUCUCUCCUACUUUCAAAUAAAUAUCAGUUCGACAUUCUAGUCUUCAGUGAAGUAGAUUAAGCUGAUUUCUCACUACUCGAAGCAACGUAUCCUGACUACUGGUGUUUCUACCAAGCGGAAGAAUAUACUCACGACGGAGUUAUUUUUUACUGCUGGGACCGAAAACUCGGUUCAAACGUGCAGAGACCUCACAAAAAAGUGAUUAUAAGCCUCUCAUCUACAUUUUAACCUAAGAAAAUCGUGAAACAUGCAUGGCCUCUAGAACAAUAUGGACAGUAUUAUCGGUUUUAUUUUCGUAUACUUUCGAGUUUUGGGAAUAUCAGUGGAAUGAAAACUGUUAAGAUCUAACAUACAAUUUACUCGUUGAACUUCUAGUCGCAUUGGCAAUUCGUUGUACUAUCUCUACAAGUGCUCAAAUAUCGAGAAAUCUUACCUAAUAACCGAUGUAGAUUUUGUGCGCGACAUCACCUACAAACAUGUGUUUUACUCUUAAUCAAACACAUAAUCUCUAAUAUGUCAAAUAGCACUCUCAUUGCUAUCGUUUUUGUUGAUUUUAAGAAUACAUUUGAUCAAUUAUGGUUUAGAGGAUGUUUAGGAAAAUUAACUCGUAUGGGCAUUCCAAAUGACUUUUGUUAAACGGAUUCGUGAGUGCCUAGAAAGUAAAAUAGGUACCAUAGAGAUUCAGAGCAAAAGAUUUCAUUUGUUUUCAAUUUGUCUGUGUGAAUCGCAAGGAUCCAGUUUUUAUUUCAACCCUUUUCAUCGAGUAGCAUGCUGAUAUGUGGGAUCUUCUCCCGAUGACUAUGUCGUAUUUCUUUACCGUUGCUCUAGCAGCUGUUACUGCUGGUCUCGUCGGAAUCAAAUAUACUUAGCAAUGUCUCGAUCUAGAACGACGAUUGCAUUCGUUCUCUGACCACUUGAAACAUUACUUGAUUCUAACUGUUCAGCCUAUUAACUAUAAGUAUUUAGACUACUGGAUGACAACAAAAUUUAUUUGAGGACAGGUCAUUCGUCAUGUCUAAAUUAAAAUUCGUCAACAAAUUGCUAUGGUGUAUGUGGCUUCAUGUGCUCUUCUUAUUAUUUACGGAUUUGCAAUGAACAAAUCUUAGUCAUUUUUAUUAUGUGUUACUUAAACGAGUUUACAACUGUCUUUACUGAAAUGAUGGAUUUUUCGCAUUCACUUACGACGAGCGCCCAUUUGGUGAGCUACCGUAUGUUAAAUUGGUUAUCAAAUCACGAUUUAUCUGACUCAGUAAUCAAUAUCAAUGUGGAAGAUAUCAGAUGCUAUGCAGAAUUUCUGGAGAUAUUCUAGUACAAUUAGUUGUUUCUCGUUUUUCUCUUGAAACCGUCUCUUUAUCAAUUAUAUUUUUUCCAUAAUAAGUCAUCCUUUGCGUUGUGUUUACUUGUUUGUCUUUUUUUUUUCAAAAUGCUGAUUCGUUUUUUCUUGGGGGGGGGGGGGGGGGGGCGUUGUACUUCUCUUUUUUUUCUGUCGUUGUUUUUUUGUUUGUCC
This is a messenger RNA of Rotaria sp. Silwood2, 7628 nucleotides long. NCBI's taxonomy places the organism in Eukaryota, Metazoa, Rotifera, Eurotatoria, Philodinida, Philodinidae. The record is from the annotation of a GenBank genome assembly.